AUGUAUGUAAAGCUAUCAGAGAAACCGAUAGUCAAAUAUGACUGGCUUACAAAGUGGCAACAAAGGUGGGCCAGAAAAGUAGAAAACUUGAUAGAUGACAUUAAAGAAUGCUUGAUGCUACUAUGAAGAAAGUGGCAACAUAUGAGUGAAAUGGAAACCUUUGCAGAGAGACAAGCAGCUUGUGACGAGCUUUUAAAAAGUGACGAAGAUCAAUACAGACUGUAUGAAGCUGUGAAAGGUCUCAUGCUAAACACUGCGAUCAGAUUAUAUGAAGACAAGAGGGGAAAGGAAGUCCGUGUUCUCCUGUUUGCUCAGGCUACAUCCAGCAAUCCUUCCUAGCUAAUGGAAAAUCUCUUGAAUCAGCUUGGUCACACCGGAGGCCUUGAACAAAUGGAGAUGUUUCUCCUGGCCUGUGCUUUGCAGCACACCAUCCAAGUAUAUCGGCGGUACAAGUACAGCACAGAUGAAUUCAUCACCCUUUAUCCCAAUGACCCAGAAGAGGCCUGACCAGUGGUGACCCUUAUAGUUGAAGAUGACAGACUUUAUAAUUUUCCUUUUAGAAUGUGUGAAGAAACCAGUGUGUAG
Molecule: messenger RNA, 585 nt
Organism: Hemicordylus capensis (graceful crag lizard)
Lineage: Eukaryota; Metazoa; Chordata; Lepidosauria; Squamata; Cordylidae
Gene: OTULIN
Product: OTU deubiquitinase with linear linkage specificity
Biological process (GO): protein linear deubiquitination
Molecular function (GO): cysteine-type deubiquitinase activity
Source: RefSeq, a predicted model, not a curated record